Aspergillus melleus is the source of this 1515-nucleotide messenger RNA. RefSeq names its product threonine aspartase 1. NCBI's taxonomy places the organism in Eukaryota, Fungi, Ascomycota, Eurotiomycetes, Eurotiales, Aspergillaceae. Gene Ontology annotation, molecular function: threonine-type endopeptidase activity. Gene Ontology annotation, biological process: protein maturation. The coding region runs from base 1 to 1515 and encodes 504 amino acids. The record is from RefSeq and is a predicted model, not a curated record. The transcript is spliced from 6 exons.
AUGAAUCCCAACACGUCUGCCAUUUUUGUCCAUGCUGGAGCCGGCUUCCAUAGCCUGCACAAUGAAAAAGCCCAUCUUGAAACAUGUGAGAAUGCAUCUCAUGUAGCAAUGACUAUCUUGAAGAGCGGCGGCUCUGCCGUCGAUGCUGUGGAGAUCGCGAUCAUGAUGCUUGAAGAUUCAGAAAUUACAAAUGCUGGAUAUGGGAGCAAUUUGACCAUCGAUGGCGCCGUCGAGUGUGAUGCUACCGUUGUAAAUCACCACGGGAGUAGCGGCGCAGCGGGCGCAGUUCCUAAUGUCAAAAAUCCCAUCUCGCUUGCUCGGGUUAUCUUGGACGCUUCGUCAAAACCAUUGUCAUUGCAGCGAGUGCCUCCUAACUUCCUUGUCGGCCAAGGCGCCACCGAUUUUGCUUAUGAAAACCGACUGGUUGUCCUUCCCGAUGACGGCCUAGUAUCUCCAGCGGCACGAGAGAGAUGGCUUCGCUGGCAACAAGAUUUGGCCUCAACCGAAGCAGUCGACAGACAACACCAUGGUCACCACCAGAACGAUCGUUUCAAGUCAUGGAUUCGUCGACCAGUUCACUUUCACCCAGCCCAGCUACUUUCGCCUCAUAACGGCACACAUCCACAUUCUGACGUCAACAAUGACCCUAGUCUUCCACCAAACUUCUCGACCUCCAGAUUCAGAGGCUUUGGUGUCACUCCGCCAGCAGACUCGAAUACGCCCUCUUCGGAGUCGUCCCGGACCAGGGAUGGCGAGUAUAUAGAUGGCAUGUUUGCAAGGCCUGAGCAAGCCCCUGUCGACGCACCAGCAGAGGCAUCCGCCACAUCUGAAACGGAGCCAACUAUGGAAGUAGACCCGACAUCGCAAACACCUGACACAAAAGUGGACCCUAAUAAACACAACGCAAUCGCGCUUGAUCCUACCAUGGACCGGAUUAAUGACACUGUCGGCGCGAUAGCAAUUGACCGCCAUGGCAACAUUGCAGCAGGCUCGUCAUCUGGUGGCAUAGCGAUGAAGCAUCGGGGUCGAAUCGGGCCUGCAGCGCUGUUGGGAAUAGGCACCUCUGUUAUCCCAGUGGAUCCCAGCGAUCCCGAUAAAACCACUGUCGCCGUUGUUACGUCGGGAACCGGAGAGCAUAUUGCCACCACUAUGGCCGCCAGUACCUGUGCCUCGCGCGUCUACUACAGUCAACGGAAAUGCGACGAUGGCGACUUUGAAGAAGUGACCGAGGAAGAAGCUGUGAGGGGGAUGAUAGUAUCCGACUUUAUGGACCACCCCGGCGUAAAAGGCAGUCAUUGCCAGGGUGCCAUUGGAGUGAUGGCAGUAAAAAAGACAAUCGACGGCGCGUUCCUUUACUUUGGCCAUAACACCGACUCUUUCGCCCUUGCAUCCAUGGGCAGCGACGACAAGAAGCCGACCUCCGUCAUGUCUCGCAGUAAUGGAAAUGGCAGCAUCGCCCAAGGUGGUCGUGCAUAUCGCUGGAGAAGAUACAAAGUGGCCGAGUCAUCGACGUAA